CUCUUAAAUAGAGUAGUCCAUGGCCUGGUUAUAAACUGUAUGUGGUUUUGCUGUUUCGACUUCACGAUUGUUUUCAAUUUUCUAGACAAGAACAGUAACUAGUCAUUUCAGGUUAGAUUUACUGGUGUCGAUGCUUGAUGGUGUCAUGGGAAAGGAGCAGAAUUAAUUUUUGAAUUAAUUUUAAUGACACAGUUUGAGUAUUGACACACUUGAAAAUUGAAGUUUUAAGAAGAAGAAUUCUGGAAGUGAUUGAUAAUAACGUUAUCAUUUCUGUGUUGUUCAGUUCAACGCAAACAAGGAAGAAAACUAUAACAACUUAUAUCCUCAUGCGAUCCGCUGUUAGUGCAAUUUUGUCAUCUCCAGCUCCUGAGUCAAAUAUGUCUCACCCAGAUUAUAGACAAACAGCCCAUGAUCAUGCUUCCUUAUUAAUUAUGGUGAGGCAUCUUGGGUCAAAGCUCAACACCAGAAACUUUUCUAGACUCUAUGAACGAAUAUCAAGGCAAAACAGUUUUAGGAUUAAAGAUAGCUCAGGAAGUGUGAGAAAUAUUUCAGCCCGCUAUGUAAGAUCCUAUCCUAUUGAAAACAACGAAUGGGGAGAUUUCCAGACCUUGGAAUUUAGACCCAUCGUAGAGUUCUUGGCCUUAUUUGUGUUGGUGAAUGCUCAAACACACAGGAAGUGAGUGAACUGAGCAAAAUUCAUGAAUCUUUAAGAUCAAAAUUCAGUGGAACUUUGUAUGAUUCAUGCUGCCUUUUUCUGGGGCUACAACAUGAUGGUACACCUUAUGUGUCGUCAGUUUCAGAAGCUUCUCCAAACGAGAAACAGCAGCUAGAGCUCUCCAAAGAUCCUGAGCAUUCAACCUUGCCAAUGAAAAAUCACAACACACAGAUAGAAAUACCUUCUUUAACUGAUAAAGAAAGGGCAAUUACUUGUGACAUCAGUCACCAAGAUAGUUUUAAUGAAACAUCAACAUCUACAAACUAUGAUAACAUCAGUAAAGUUGUAUCUCAUCCAUCUCGUACUCUCUAUUAUCCUAGUCUUGACAAAUGUGUCACUCUAGAAGCAGAUUUACAGGAUUUUGUUUCUUCCCUUUUUUGGGUAUUGGAAUCGAAAAGGCUUGUAUCGAUCAGCAACAUCGACAAGGAAAAGCAGCCGUUUUUGUGCGCACCAUUCGAACGAAAGGAUUUAAUUGGAAUGGAUUUAGAAUCUCGAACUCAUCGAAAACGUUGUGUUGGUCGAUGGAGAAAGCAAGUAGGAGAUUUAUCUCUUCAGGCAGGUUUGUUAUCCGAAGCACUUGAACAGUAUCAGGCGGCAGCGGAUGUCCUUAGACCUGCGAAUGAUUGGCUUUGGCUGGCUGGAUCUUUUGAAGGACUUUGCGCUGCAUCGAUCAUACUCUUAUAUCCUCAUCUACGGAGGCCCGUCGCCAUCCAGAGAAACGGGUCGUUAACGGGGGAAGGAUUUAAUAGUCGAAUCAGGUCAAAUUCUUCCGGAGUAGGAGUGCGUUCUCUUCCUCCUGAUAUUGAUUCUAAUCACCAUUUUUUGAAGAAUCGGUUGAAAUUCAAACAUUCCCUUGGACCGGAUGAAGUGAUUGAAAAGUACCAUGAAGCCGUUGUUCAUUACUCCAAGUAUCGCAAUGCAGGAGUUAUAGAAACAGAAGCGUCCAUAAAAGCUGUCCAUGUACUUAUUGAACAGAGGAAAUACCUUUCGGCUGCUGAAUUUUUACAAAAUGUUGUUUUUAUCAACUUACACCUAUCUGAUGAAGAAAAGAUUCAGAGAUUUACUGCCCUUUCAGAACUCUACAGUCAAUUAGGAUUUAAACGGAAAAGCUCAUUUUUCCGCCGCGUGUCCGCAAUGCGUUGUGUUGCCCCAAUGACAACAAUUCAACCCAACUGGACACUUUGUUAUCAGCUUCUUCUUGAGUCUAUUGACGGAUAUAAACUCUCACUGGAUCCUGCAUUGCUAUCUCAUGAACACGCAUGUGGGUGGCACGCGCUUCAAGUUCAAAUUUUACAAGAACUUACCGGGACUGCAAGGCGAUUAGGAAAUGUUCCAUUGGCCAUUCGUCAUGCUUCUUUGCUUGUUCACUUGCUUUUGAUCCAGCAGCAACAAGUUGGUGCUAUUCCAAUAUUGUCAAGCCAAGAGCAAGCCGAAAUGGCUAAGCAGCUUGAUCAGCUAGCACAACGCUCAGAAAUGCCAUUGCAUCCUGGGCCACUUGCUCUAGAAAAUGGCACCAUUAUUCCACCGGUGUCCUUAACUCUUUUACCCAAAAUUGUUCAUUUCAAACUGCAACCACCUGGAGCUGUAUUGGCUGCUCAGAGGCUAAUGCUCGAAGACGAAAUCAACAAUGGCCCCUUUUUGUUUACUCCUAUUCAGUUUGGGUCUUUCAGAAAGCAACCAACAAGAAAAACUCUAGUUGAAAUGGAUUUUCAAUGGGUAGAAGGUGAUCAUUGCGAAGUAUUAAUACAAGUUAUUAAUCCUUCUUCUUAUGAAUUACGCAUUACGAAUAUGCAAUUGUUGACGGAGGAUGUAGAGUUCGAGUCAGAAUCCAGCUGUAUCAUUCUCCCUCCAGCUGUUGAUCAAAAAACAACUCCCACAGUUAUAACUUUGAGUGGCAUUCCACGCAGACCCGGACUUCUCAAAAUUGUAGGCUAUUCAAUGACUGUGCUUGGUUUGAGAAACCACUGCAAAUUGAAAAGUGCUAUGCCAUUAAUGGGCAGUGCUUUUUUUUCUAUUCAUGUGGUCCCUGCUUUACCACGAUUAUCUGUUGAAAUCGCAUCGCCAAAUCAUACUUUAAUGACCAUAUCUGAAUCUCAAUCUGUAGCAACGACUAGUUCAGUACAGUUGUAUGCUGGCCAGAGUACGGAGUGUAAUCUAACUUUGGUUAAUACGAGCAGCGUAUCGGUCGAAUCUUUUGAUUUGGAAUUAGUUCAUGGUAACAAGUUAUCUUCCAGUCAAGUCUUCAGUGUAAGUGUAGAUAAUUUAAAGGCUCAGCUUCCAUGGCAAUCUGGUACAGCCGUAAGUGUCACUGUUUACGUCCAAGGCGCGAGUGAUUUUAUUUUACCAGCUAUCACUGAUUAUCUCUCAAAUCUUCAUUCGGGGGAUGACUCUAACAGUCUCCCAAGCUUAUCAGGUCCACCAUCAAUAUUUUCGCGAUUAAGUAAUCAUACCACAGUUACUUGUUCCCCAAGGAAUAAAGCUAAGCGAGCUGAAUCACUAGUAUCAGUUCGUUCAGGAACAUCUAGUGUCAGAUCCGGAGGAAGUAGCAACCUUCGUAUUAUUGAAUGUCAGGGCAACAACCAUGUUGUUCCUCGCACCGUUGCAGUUCUACUUAAGCUUCAGUAUUCUGGAGGACCUGGAUAUAUUGCAGGAUUUUGCCGAUCAAAUGGCGUCGGUUUAACGGUUGAAAUUUUGCCAUCAGUCAUUAUUACAAAGUGGGAUGUGCUGCCUGCAGAAACUCCUUCGCACUGUUACCUAGUACUCGACAUUCUGAACGCAACCCAACACGAAAUGGAGCUACAGUAUAGCAGUUGCAAACACAUUGCCAUAGAAGCGCUUGAUACGUGUCGUAUUCCAGUACCUGUUGAACGAUGUCCAUUGGUCAAGCUAACCCAUGUUUACACUGAAAAGGACCUGAGUCCAGAACAGCAACUUGAAAAGAUUGCCAGGAUUUGCAGCGAACAUAUUUCCUCCUUAGUUGAGCUAAAGUGGAGCUUAUCUGGCGUCAAUCAAACUUGUACUUCUAUCAAUGAAAACAUUGAACAAAACUCGACUAAAGUAAUAAAAGGCAAAGCUUCGUUGAGUGGCCUGCGCAUAGCUCCAUCUAUGCUGGAUCUUCUACAUAUUCCUCCAAUUCAGCUGGAGGUGGAACUAAACAAUGAAAUAUGGUCAGCUGAAAGAACCGAAUUUAUAUGUGUAGUGGGAGAUGUAUUAAAUGUAACAGUCGGUUUAUUCAAUGCAUUAAGUAAAUUUUUGGGUCCGCUGAAUCUUCAAAUAUCGGUAUAUCAAGAUCUGCAAAAUGGCACGUUUCAUCGGCGAUUAGACACACGCCUGCUUACAAUUGGAUCAGAUCAUGCUGUGCUAGAAAAGAUGGAGCCAAACAGUAACUACAAACAUUGUUGUGGCAUAAUUUUUUUUACACCGGGGACUUACAAGCUGGAUGUUGUCUGCUCACUCAAAAUUUCGACUCAAAAUAGAGAAUCGAAAUCUAAUCUUCCGUAUGAUUCAACUAAUGAACAACAUGUUUGGAAAUUUGUCCCCUCGAUCGAAAUUAUCGUGUCCGAACCAUUAUGAUUCGAAAAAUGAUACAGGCAAAUUUUACAUGUAGUUUUUCAUGUCUCAUUUCAUUAGUUGGCUUGUCCGAAAUACAAAAAAAUUUAAACCA
This is a messenger RNA of Daphnia pulex (common water flea), 4379 nucleotides long. It is a transcript of the gene brun, whose product is annotated as trafficking protein particle complex subunit 9-like. Bases 866 to 4288 code for a protein of 1140 amino acids. Gene Ontology annotation, cellular component: trans-Golgi network. The record is from RefSeq and is a predicted model, not a curated record. The transcript is spliced from 19 exons. Lineage: Eukaryota; Metazoa; Arthropoda; Branchiopoda; Diplostraca; Daphniidae.